Messenger RNA from Actinia tenebrosa (Australian red waratah sea anemone), 1898 nucleotides. RefSeq lists its product as uncharacterized. Gene Ontology annotation, biological process: response to oxidative stress; heme catabolic process; heme oxidation. The record is from RefSeq and is a predicted model, not a curated record. Gene Ontology annotation, molecular function: heme binding; heme oxygenase (decyclizing) activity. NCBI's taxonomy places the organism in Eukaryota, Metazoa, Cnidaria, Anthozoa, Actiniaria, Actiniidae.
AAGCUGUCCCAGAAAAGCUUGAAGGUCCAUACAAAGGUGUAGAAUCAGACAUGUCUUCAGAGGUAAAAGCUGUCCCAGAAAAGCUUGAAUGUCCAUACAAAGGUGUAGAAUCAGACAUGUCUUCAGAGAUAAAAGCUGUCCCAGAAAAGCUUGAAUGUCCAUACAAAGGUGUAGAAUCAGAUAUGUCUUCAGAGGUAAAAGCUGUCCCAGAAAAGCUUGAAUGUCCAUACAAAGGUGUAGAAUCRGGAGAAAAGCCUAGUGAGACUGCACCUCCACAAGUGAAUGGCACACCAGCCCCAGAAGAACUCAAGUCUGUUGACCUGACAACCCUCCGUGAAUCAUGUCCAGCAUUUGAUAAAGGCUGUCCUUUUGCACAGAUUGAAGAGAAGCUUAUCCCAACAGCUGACAUUAAGAAAUGCCCUGAAUUCAAAGAUGGUUGUCCAUUCAAAGGAAUGGAAAGCAUGGCUGAAGUCUAUGAAAAACUCUCCAAAAUUCCAGCAUUUGCAGGAAGUGAAUCUCAUGGGGCAAAGCUUCUUCAAACCUUGAAGGAAGUGCACAACCUCUCGAAAGAGCUCAGAGAGGAUAUGGGAGAAUGUCCAGUGUUUGCAAAUGAUGGAUGUCCUUUCAAGACCAUCUGCAGUGAUGGACGCCCACUGAUUGAGAAGCUAGAGUUUCGAAGAUGGACUGAGGUUCUCCAGACCACCAUCCAAGAUAACCUCAUGCAGGCUGCUGGUAAAGUUGCAGAUUCUGAACCAUCUAUCCAACUCUCCAAGGAAUUAAAGAAAGGUACCAAAGUGGUACACAGGGAGGCAGAAAAUGUCCACUUUGUCAAGGAGUUCAUCAAGGGUCGGAUUGAAAGUUACUGGUAUCGUGUGCUGCUUGCUGAUCUCUAUUUUGUUUACAAAGCACUGGAAGAGGAGAGCAGGAGACACAAAGACAACGAAUACAUAAAAGCCAUCCACUUCCCUCAUGAACUAGAAAGGACAGAGAUGAUCAAAGAAGACUUGGCCUUCUACUAUGGAGAAGACUGGGAAGAACGAAUCGAGCUAACAGAUGCUACCAAGGAGUAUGUAGAAAGACUGAAGAAGAUUGGCAACGAAGAUCCCAUACUGCUUAUCCCACACCACUACACAAGAUACCUUGGUGAUCUGUCUGGUGGGCUCAUCUUGAAGAAAAUGGCGACCAAAGCUAUGGAUCUGCCCUCAACUGGAGAAGGUGUUCGCUUUUAUUGCUUUGAUAAUGUCGCUGAACCAAAGAAAUUCAAGAAUAUCUACCGCUCACAGCUAGACAAGCUGCAGAUUGACCAAGAAACAUCAGAUAAGAUUGUGGAGGAAGCAAACCUUGCUUUCAUGUUCAACAUCAAAAUCUUCCGAGAAAUUGAUGCACUGGCUGGCUAUGAACAAGAAGAAAGUACAACAAAGAAGACCAAAGUUGAAGAAGAACCAGAAAAAGCAGCAGACAAUCCUACAUCUGACAAGUCACCAGAGCUGUGUCCAUUUGCAACGAUGGCAAAGAAUGCAAGGAAGGAACAAGAGAAGUUGCAAGAGGAACAAAAGCAGUCUUCUUUGGCAACACCUCUGAUCUUCGCCAUACUUGUUGCUGCAGUUGCUGUCUUCGUGGCAGUUUAUGCCUUUAAAAAAUAAAUCCUUAAUAUAUUCUGUUUUCUUAAGCCUGAAGGUGUGCUCUUAAAAUAUAAAAAACUGCGUGCAAAAAAAGUGCGCAAGUAUAGGAAGAAAAAUUUGUAGUUAAAAUUGAUUUUAAAGUUUGCCGAAUAUUCUAUGCAGCUAAGAGAAUAGUUUUAUAAUAAUUGCGGCUUUUUGGUGCAAAACUAAACAGCAAAAUAAUAUUUUGUUAACAGAAAAAAUCUGUUUAAGACGCAAUAAAGUAUUGGUUUGUUA